UUCUUUUCAUUUAUUUUUGGCUUUUCUCUGUAGAGAAACAUUUAGCUCAGUUUUUUCGAUGGCGACGGCGACUUAUCCACCGCCGCCGCCGUAUUACAGGCUCUACAAAAACUACUCUGACGACCCCGAUUCCUGUCCCGCGCCACCGCCUCCUAUUGGAGGCCCUUACUUCCUCUACGGCGCCAGCUACACGACGGAUGAUGUCCUUCCCGGGCUAGAAGAACAGGGUGUUCGUCAAUUGUACCCUAAAGGGGAUAUUGAUUUCAAGAAAGAGCUGAGGUCUCUUAACAGGGAAUUGCAGCUAAAUAUUUUGGAGCUUGCUGACGUCCUUGUAGAGCGUCCAUCGCAGUAUGCUAGGAGAGUAGAAGACAUCUCUUUAAUUUUCAAGAAUGUAUAUCACCUUCUGAAUUCUCUGCGUCCACACCAGGCUAGAGCAACAUUGAUACAUAUUCUAGAACUCCAGAUACAGCGGCGUAAACAAGCUGUGGAAGACAUUAAAAGGAGAAGAGAAGAAGCACAAAGGCUUCUCACAGAGGCGCUUGGAACUCUCGAUGGACAAUGAAGAUAAACUCAUAGGCUUCAUGAUGAAGUAUUCUGAAAGCUUAUAAACUUUAUUAAGUGCAUCCGUGCACAAAUAAACUAGUGUAGUGACACACUAGUUAAAAAACACUUGAACACAUUCCAUCUCCUUCCAUCAAAGUAAAAAUUUUAAAAAGAAAAAGAAAAAAUUAGAAGAGAUUUAUUGAAGAA
Salvia splendens (bonfire salvia) is the source of this 750-nucleotide messenger RNA. Its product is annotated as mediator of RNA polymerase II transcription subunit 7a. The record is from RefSeq and is a predicted model, not a curated record. NCBI's taxonomy places the organism in Eukaryota, Viridiplantae, Streptophyta, Magnoliopsida, Lamiales, Lamiaceae. The transcript has 5 exons. Gene Ontology annotation, biological process: regulation of transcription by RNA polymerase II. Gene Ontology annotation, molecular function: transcription coregulator activity. Gene Ontology annotation, cellular component: core mediator complex; mediator complex. Bases 59 to 562 code for a protein of 167 amino acids.